AUGUUUGGCGGAUUUUUGAUUUUAUUCAUUUUUGUUUUUGAAUUUGAAUUCGGGUUGACCUGUGUCCCAACACAACAUAUUGAAGAUGGUGAGUGUUUUGAAUUUGAGCUGUGGGGCUUAUGUCUGGAGACCAAGAGUUCCAUUGAUUUUGUCAUAUCCCAAAUUUCAGUGAUAACCACGACUUCAGUUUCUACCAUUUCAGUUACAACGACCACCACCACAACAUCUACAACAUCAACAACCACACCAAUCCCAGUUUGUCCAGACUCAACUUGGACAAAAUUCGACAGGGGAACUUAUUUUUGGUGUAUGAAAGUGUAUUAUUCGGCGUCGUCGAAUGGUUAUACAAUGGAUGCCGAUUGUCUUAAAUUGAAUGCGGCGGCAGUUCCAUCAGGUUUGAAAAAUUAAACAUUUUGAGCUAUCCUAAAAUUCCAGGUUUCCAAAACACUGCUGAAAUCGCCACCAUAGUUGGCGAGAUUUUAAAAACCACAACCUAUGGAUUUUGGUUGGUUGGCGCUUAUGCGGCAGAUGGUGUUAACUUCGAAUGGACUGAUAAACAUACAACUGGAACUGCUGGACUUGUAUUAGAUCUUUCGUAUCCAUAUUCAUCAACUGGUCCGAUUCCAACUAAUUUGAUUCUUACACUUAAUUCACAAUUACGACCAUUUUAUGCGGCUACUUAUGAAUAUGGAGUGGUUUGUGGAAUGGAAGCUGUGUGAAUAAAGGAAAAUCUGAUAAUUUGUUUUUUUUGAGUUGUUACGUAAUAAGAAAGAUUCAUAUCUGAUAUGAAUGAAUGAUACUGAACUUGCGGAAAAUCCUGUUUUUUCAGAUGAAAUUUAGCGAUCCUCUGUUCUCAUGAUCAUACUACAUGUAGAUUUGGAAUAUUAUUUGAAAAAGUAAUAACGACCAAAAUUAAGGAAUUUGAAGUCAAAAGCUUUGUGGAUGGUCUUGGUUUUCCGAAAUCUAGCCGUCUAAAGCCUAUAAGCCCGAAAAAAUGUUAGAGAUUCAAUAGAGCCUAGUUUUUUUUAUAUGAAAAGAACUUAUGAUAAAGUCUCACACCUUGUGUAGAAAAUAUUUCUUUAUCCCGCUUCGUUCCUCAAAGUGAUACAAUUACAUGCUAUACUCAAAAAACUUGAUAAUAUUCUUUUUAUCUAAUAGUUGAACAAAACAAACUUCAAAAAAUCCGUGCAUAAAAAUGAUUAAUAUCUAUCGGAAAAAAAUAAUAAUCAAGUUUCAUUCUCUUCAUCAGUUAUAAAAUAGCUGAAACACAUCGGUCGUUUCAUAUCUGAAAAUUGUUUUACACGUAUUCCUAUGAUUUCCAAAUAUUUAUAUAUUUUUCUGUUAUUUCUUACAAUGAUUCAGAUUGUGACUAUGUGCAUUCCAACACAACAAAUUGAAGGUUAGUGUAACUUGGAUUUCGGAUUGAAAUUCUCGAAAAUCUUCCAGUGGAGCCUAUCACAACAACAACAACAAAUUCGACAACCACGACAACCACGACAACCUCAACUACAACGACUAAACCACCUCCAGCAUGUCCAGAUUCAACUUGGACUCUUUUUGAUCGUGGAAAUUGCUCAUGGUGUAUGAAAAUUAAUCGCGAUUCAGUGUUUAAUGAUAUCACAUCUAUGAAUGCAGCUUGUGCAACGUUAGACCCAUCAGCUGUCGCUUCCGGAUUCCAAAACGUUGCUGAAAUCGCAAAAAUGACAGUAGUGACACUUUCAGAAGUGCCUGGACAAUAUCAGAUUGCUGUUGGCGCAUUUCGUAGACCAGAAUGUGAUGAUUUGAAUUAUCUCACAGCAACAUGCUCGGCUCAAAAUUCAUUUUAUGGAACUGAUGGUUUUGCUUGGGUAGGAGGAGUACCAAACAAUACUUAUCCAACAUAUAUUUGUCGAAAUGUUCUUGUUGAUACUCUUUAUAAACAGGCCAUUCUUGCUGUUUUUGGUAUUGGUCCAAAAAACGUAUUUUGCGGAAUGUUAGCUAAAUGA
Messenger RNA from Caenorhabditis angaria, 1985 nucleotides. The record is from the annotation of a GenBank genome assembly. Lineage: Eukaryota; Metazoa; Nematoda; Chromadorea; Rhabditida; Rhabditidae.